AUGUUUGCACUACCUUCAUACCCUGUGCCGUGUUGUUGCGUUAUCUAUUCAGAUGUUUUCCUAAUAGUUGCUUUCUCUGCCUUUCCUUCCUAUGAGAGGGGAGGCUUCGAUUGCCUGUCCGUUCUUCUCCAUUCUUCUGUGCGUGCUAUUGUCUACAUGUGGGAAAUUGCCGAUCGUUUUUGCUUGAUUAAACCUUUCAGCCCUUCGUUUGACCCCCUCAAUCACGCAGGAUGGGAGAAGGAUGCGUUGGCCGAGACCAGAACGCCAGAGAUCACGGAAAUCCCAGAGGGAAAUCCUUUGUACUGGAUCUUGUUUGAGCUACUGACCACCCUCCCGUGUUGUGAUACAUUGUUUGCAGCCUUCAUCUGGACAACAGCUAAUCAUUGUGCGGGGCGUUUACCUGGGUACCUAUACACUUGA
Molecule: messenger RNA, 420 nt
Organism: Aspergillus luchuensis
Lineage: Eukaryota; Fungi; Ascomycota; Eurotiomycetes; Eurotiales; Aspergillaceae
Exons: 1
Coding region: 1-420 (139 amino acids)
Source: RefSeq, a predicted model, not a curated record